AUGUCUAGCAACCCCACAGCAACAGAGCCGUCAGCGGCGGUGAGAGACUAUGAGGAUAGAUCCUCGCAGGGUACACAGUUCGUGAUGGAGGCGGCUUCAGCAGAACAGGAGGCCAUGGUUAGAGAUAGGGCUAAUCAGUUGCAGAGGGCUAUAUCAUAUUAUGUACAGGCUAGUAAUAGACUUUCGGAGGCAUUGGCCGUGUUGCCGCUCCAUCAUCCGGAUUUGGAGGCUAUUAGGCAGCAUAAAUCGGAAGUUGAUGCGCGAGCCAACUACCUCCGCGAUACCCUCGAUUCUGGAGUGGAUACUGCAGGCGUUCCAUUAGAACAGCAUAUACAUCCAGUAUCUUUAACCAUGACCAGCACUGAGCCAGUAGCGCCUGGUGCUCAUCGAGAGGCGACCAAGGGAGCUGCUAUGGGAGGAGCAGCUGCCAUAGGGGGAUUGGGAGGUCUCCUUUUGCUUGGCCCAAUCGGCUUAGUAGCGGGCGCUGCUGGUGCCGCCUACGCCACGACAAGAACUGACAAGAUAGGGUCGGUUGCUAGGAAUGUCGGUAGUACUACAUCUAACGUCACUACUGAGGCUGUUGAGAAGGGUGCCGAGAUUGGUGAGGGAUAUGGUGUGACGCAGAAGGUCAGAGGAGCAGCUGAUGCCGUUAGCUCGAAAGCCCGUGAGUUCGACCAGACUUACGAUGUGUCGGGUAAAGUGAAUUCUGGUGUCCAAGCCGUUGGCAGCAAGAUGUCGGAGAUUAAUCAGCAGUAUCAGAUUAGUGAAAAGGUUGGUUCCUCCCUUUCUAGAGGCAUGAGUGCCAUGAACAACUGGAUAUCUGGCAAUCAUCAGGAGGCUCAUAAUAAGCCAGAUAGAGCUGGGGAUAUCGAGAUGAAAGUCAACGGCGAAUCAAGGCAUGUGUUUUUGAAUACGAUGAGAAACGAUGACGCGGCGCACCCGAACGCCUUUCCCAUACCAAAGCCGCCGGAAACAAUAAGGCUGCGAGAUAUACGAGAGAAGUUCCCAUUGCCGGGCACGUACCAUUUCCGGUUCAAGCUGAAGUAUGAGACAGGCAGCGUUUGGAUCGACGUCACCAAUGAUGACGUCCCCGUACCGAUAUAUAAUAACAAGAUAGUUGCUAAAGUACUGCGUAUUUCGUGGCGAGAAGGAGCCGGCAAUUCGUCCGCAGCAGAAUCGUCACAGAAUGUCCCAGCGACCAACACGGCACCUAGUGCAGCAGCAAGCGCUACAGCCACUGGAGUUCGGGCGGGGUUGCAGUCGACUGGCCCUCCUCCUCCACCUACUCCUUCUCAGAAGCAGUCUCUGGGGCAGACCCAACAAGCUGAAACCAAUUUACUAAGUGGAGGAGAGUCCUUGAGGCACGCCUUCCGGGGGCACAGUAGUCCUUCUCUGGGAGUUCCACAUGGUGAGGGAGCGGUUGUUGGAAAUGUGGAUUUUUUCGGGAACGAUUUGAGUGUACAUCGGAAGAAGACUCAAGACGAGCUCGAUGCCUUAUUCAGCUGA
Molecule: messenger RNA, 1506 nt
Organism: Perkinsus marinus ATCC 50983
Lineage: Eukaryota; Perkinsozoa; Perkinsida; Perkinsidae
Exons: 17
Coding region: 1-1506 (501 amino acids)
Source: RefSeq, a predicted model, not a curated record